Fundulus heteroclitus (mummichog) is the source of this 2884-nucleotide messenger RNA. RefSeq names its product thyroid hormone receptor interactor 10b (gene trip10b). The record is from RefSeq and is a predicted model, not a curated record. Gene Ontology annotation, biological process: signal transduction. NCBI's taxonomy places the organism in Eukaryota, Metazoa, Chordata, Actinopteri, Cyprinodontiformes, Fundulidae. Gene Ontology annotation, molecular function: protein binding. The transcript has 15 exons. Bases 212 to 1744 code for a protein of 510 amino acids.
GGCUGGAAGAGACAAGACAGCCGUGUCGGUGCCAAGGAGGAGGAAGGCGUAGACUUCCUCUUGACAUUUCCUUCACUUUCAUACUAACCAAGUUUGGUGCAAGCUUUGCUCCUAAACCAGGAUAUUAUUUUUCCUUGCUUUGUGUUUUUACCUUCAACAGCAGAGAAGAUUUCUCUUUUUUUGUCCCUAAAACAUCUUAACUUCUGCAGACAUGGACUGGGGAACGGAUCUUUGGGACCAGAAUGAUGUCAUCGACAAGCACACUCAGUCUGGCCUUGACCUGCUGGAGCGUUACAUCAAGUUUGUAAAGGAGCGGACGGAGAUAGAACAGAGCUACGCCAAGCAGCUCAGGUCCCUGACAAAGAAGUACUCCAAAAGGGGAAACAAAGAAGAGCAGGAGUGCAAAUUCAGCAAUCAUGCAUCCUUCCAGGAGAUCCUGAAUGAGCUGAAUGAUUACGCAGGGCAACGGGAGAUCAUUGCAGAAAAUAUGACGGCCAAAAUCUAUGAAAAACUUACCAAAGACCUGCAAGACUUCAAACAGGAACGCAAAACGCACCUGUCUGAUGCCAAGAAGGCCCAGCAGAAUCUAGAAAGCAGCUUUAAACACCUAGAAAGUAUUAAAAAGCGCUUUGCCAAGGAGUGGGCGGAGGCGGACAAAGCAACACAGCAAGCUGAGAGGACGGAGAGCGACAAUAAUGCCACCAAACCCGAAGUUGAUAAGGCGAAGAACCACGCCCUCGCUCGCACGCGUACAGCAGAAGAGUGCAGGAACAGCUACGCAGCAGAACUCCAGAAAUACAACAAAGAGCAGAAACACUUCUACUACUCAGAGAUCCCACAGAUCUUCAAUAAACUCCAAGACAUGGACGAGCGCAGGAUCCGGCAGCUGGCGGAGGGUUACUGCCUGUUUUCACACAUCGAAAAGAACGUCCUGCCAAUCAUCUCCAGAUGUCUUGAAGGAAUUGCCGCUGCAGGGACGAAAAUUGAUGAGAAAAAGGACUCAAAACUUCUAAUUGACCAACACAGGUCUGGCUUUGAAAGACCCGCAGACGUGGAGUUUGAGGACUACUCCCAGGGCGUCAAACCAGCAAACCCAGAUUCUGGCCUCAACCCUCUGAAAGUGCACAAGCGCAAGUUCUUCAAGAAACACAAGAUAAUAAAUGCUGAAAAGCACACGGUUCCUUCUCAGGAGGAUUUCUCCCACCUUCCUCCAGAGCAGAGGAAGAAGAAGCUGCAGGCGAAGAUCGAAGAUAUCGGCAAAGAACUGACCAAGGAACAGGACCAGAGCGAGGCACUGGACAAGAUGAGGGGCGUGUAUGAGCAGAAUCCACAAAUGGGCGACCCCUCAAGUCUGGAGCCCCAAAUCACGCAAACGAGUCAGAACAUUGGUCGCCUGAGGGGGGAGCUUACUAAAUAUGAGACGUGGUUAUCGGAGGCAGUGGGAGGAGAGGACUCUUCAUACAACACCAACAAUAACACUCAGUUAGGCAUAAGCGCUCAUCAGAAUUCGUCGUCAAACAUCUACUCAGAGUUUGAUGAUGAGUUCGAAGACAUCGAAAGUCCUGUUGGCCAAUGCACAGCUCUCUACACCUUUGCAGGCAACAGCGAGGGCACCAUUUCCAUUACGGAAGGAGAGCAACUGAGUAUCAUGGAGGAGGAUAAAGGAGACGGAUGGACGAGAGUCCUUAGAGCCAGUGGAGAGGAGGGCUACAUACCAACAUCCUAUGUUAGACUCACACCUUAAACUCCAUCACAGUUUGUUUUGGAAGGUUCAAGAGCCAGAGGUCAACACAAAGUCACACAAGAUGGUUACAGCUGCUCUCGACUUGUGUUUUAUCUGCCAGAGAUGGUUACAGUGAGCUGAAUAUGAGUGGGUUUUAAGGCUGAUUGCAGUACAGUACAUUCUGCAUCUCAGCGCUCUGUGGCAUGAAAUGCCGCCUCCAUAUGCUAGUUAUCAGUCUGGUGAGAUCCUUAUCAAUUUUUGUGCAUUUAAAACUUAGAAAAAACAGAUCUCCCGAAUGUUCACCUUAUCUUUGCCUCAGUCUGAUGACAAAAGAGAUGUUGUAUAGUGCCUCGUUAAAGUAUCCACACCCCGUGGAUUUUCUCACACCUUGUUAGGUCAACACCACACACUUUAAAGUAAUUUUUUGUAAGGUUUUAUGUGGUAGACGAACACAAAGGAGUGCAUGAUUUUAAGAAUGAAUGAAAAAUGAUACAUUUUUAUUUUUUUUACAAAUAAAAAUGUGAAAGUGUGGCCUGCAUUUGUAUUCAACCCCUUUUAUGUCAAAACCCUUAUAUUAAGUGCAUCUAAUUGCCUCCAGAAGACAAGUAUUUACUAAACAGAGCGAAACUAUAUACAAUUUAAUCUCAGUAUAUGUUCUGUGAGGACAUCAGACGUUUGUUAGAGAACAUUUAAAAACAUAAAAUAAUAAGAUAAGAUAGGCUUUAUUGAUCUCACAUUGGAGAAAUUCACGUCAUGUCGGUUCAGAAUCAGUGAUCAUAGGAAGAGGGUGUCAAGUAGGACGAGGUGCAUCAUAUAUAUAUACAAUGACCUAGGUUUUGAAAACCUGAUGGAUCUCUGAUCAAUUCAUGAUCUAUAAAGAGAAAGAAAGAGUAUGGCACAACUGCUAACCUACCAGUCUGCCUAAACUGAGAGACCUGGGCGAUGAAAGCAUUAAUCAGAGAAGAACCCAAGAGGUCCGUGGUUACUGGAGGAGCUGCAGAGAUCCACUGUUUAGGUUGGAAAACUUUUAGAUGGCACAAAUAUUAGUUGUUAUUCAUAAGGUUAACAUAUAUGGGAGAGUGGAAAGAAAAAAAUAUAUUGCAGAAAAAGUGUCACAGGAAGUCCUUCCUGUGGUUUGCAGCACACAUGUAGGCGAAAAAA